AUGUCAGACUCCCCAAAUACUCACAAGCGGCCCUGUGCCGUAUCACAAACACUCAGAGUCACCGUGAUGACCAACACCCGAAACAUGAGGGUUACCCCCUCGGAAGAGCAUGAUGACCGAAGACACAAGAAAGAAUCAAAGAAAAGAGACUCUACCUCAUCAGAGAGCAGCAGCUACUUGGAGCCCACCCCAGUACAUAGUUCUCACUUCAGCUCCCAAGGCAAACUGAGUAUUUCCAGCUCAAGUUCUGAGAAGACUCGUUCCCACUGCAACACCAAAGGCAAACAGAAUAUGUCCAACCCAAGUUCUGACAAGACUAGUUCCCACUGCAGCUCCAAAGGCAAACAGAGUAUGCCCAACACAAGUUCAGAGAAGACUACUUCCCACUGCAGCUCCAAAGGCAAACAGAAUAUGCCCAACCGAAGUUCUGAGAAGACUAGUACCCACUGCAGCUCCAAAGGCAAACAGAAUAUGCCCAACAAAAGUUCAGAGAAGACUACUUCCCACUGCAGCUCCAAAGGCAAACAGAAUAUGCCCAACCCAAGUUCUGAGAAGACUAGUUCCCACUGCAGCUCCCAAGGCAAACAGAAUAUGUCCAACCCAAGUUCUGAGAAGACUACUUCCCACUGCAGCUCCCAAAGCAAACAGAAUAUGUCCAGCUCAAGUUCUGAGAAGGUUCGUUCCCACUGCAGCUCCCAAGGCAAACAGAGUAUGUCCAAUACGAGUUCUGAGAAGACUCGGAAGGCGAGAUUUUAUCGUAAUGGGGAUUGUCACUUCAAGGGUCUGGUCCUCACUAUUUCCAACAACAUCUUCAGCUCUUUUGAUUCACUUCUCAGUGAGCUUACCCACUCUCUGUCUGAUAUGGUGAGCCUGCCCAAGGGUGUCCGCACCAUCUACACUAUCGAUGGCAGGCACAAGAUCACCAGUCUUGAAGAGCUACAGGAAGGUGAGAGUUAUGUUUGUGCAUCAAAUGAACCAUUUUGUCCAGUUGACUACAAGCAAAAUACUACCCACGCCUUGUGUUUAAGUAUCAAAGUUGAGACCUCUGAAGCCUGGGAUUAUACUUCUUCCUGGAGAAGUGAAGGGAAGGAUAGUUAUGAUCUUACCACAGGAAAGUUAAUCACUGUGAUUUUAGGUGGAAAGAAACCUAGGAAAACUGUGAAGAUCCUUCUAAAUAUGAAGACUGCCCAUUCCUUUGAACAUGUCUUGAGAACUAUCACCAAAGUUGUUAGACCAGAAUCAGGAGAGAUCAAGAAACUUUUUACAAUGGAAAGAAAGCAAGUUACUUCUCUUGAAGACAUUUUUGGUGAUGAUAAUGUUUUUACUGCAUAUGAGUCAGAAAAAAGCUCUACUCUCCCUGAGAACUCUGUGCCAGACAAUAGUGAAAGCCUUCCAGAGUCAUCUGGUGCUAGCGCUAGCUCAGUUAAGUACUCUGCAUCCAGUAGUGCUGGAACCUCUUCAGAAAACAAACCACCUGCUUCAGUAAGUGGACCUUCGAGCACCCAACUUGACAUUCUUACAUCUUCAAAAUAUCCUGCUUCCACUUUAGCUAACCAACAUACUUUGCCAGCAACUUCCCAAGAAGUUAAAAAGCUUUCUGCAGAAGAUAUAUCUUCUUCCAAAAUAAACAGCAAACCUGAAUUUGAUCAUCUUGUGAAUUCUGACAAUAUGAGUAGAAGAAACAGAGGGAUUGAAUUAACAGCUUUUCUUGAUAAAUACAAAAUUGGGAAGGUUAUUGGCAAUGGCAAUUUUUCAGUUGUUAAAGUGUGCACAAACCGAAUCACUGGAGAAGAAUUUGCUCUAAAAAUAAUAGACAAAGCUAGAUAUCACAGAAAAGAGCACUUGAUUGGGAAUGAAGUGUCCAUAUUACGCCGGCUGAAACAUCCAAACAUCAUUAAAUUGGUGCAGAACACUGAAACAGAAACACAGCUCUUUCUGCUAUUGGAGUUGAUCAAAGGUGGAGAUCUCUUCGAUUUAAUUAGCUCUUCAGUCAAAUUCACGGAGAGCGAGAGUAGUUCCAUGUUGCGCGACCUGGCUGAUGCCCUCCAGUAUAUCCAUGGCAUGCACAUUGUUCAUAGAGAUAUCAAACCAGAGAAUUUGUUGGUAUUUAAGCUUCCUAAUGGAACCAAAUCUUUGAAAAUAGGAGAUUUUGGACUGGCUAUUGUGGUGAAAGGCUCCCUUUAUGCCAUCUGUGGAACACCAACCUAUUUGGCUCCAGAAAUUAUUUCUGAAACCGGUUAUGGCGUGAAGGUGGAUGUAUGGGCAACCGGUGUAAUUACAUAUAUUUUGCUCUGUGGAUACCCACCAUUCCAAAGUGAGAACAAUAAUCAGGAAGAACUGUUCCAAAAGAUCUUGGCUGGAGAUCUUCAGUUUCCAGCCCCGCACUGGGAUAACAUUACAGUCUCAGCCAAGGAAUUGAUCAGACAAAUGCUUCAGGUUAAUGACAAAGCUAGGUGUACUGCGGGUCAAAUUUUGAGACACCCCUGGGUGUCAUAUUAUUCCUCUAAUAAGAGCCAUAUGCUUACUCAAGAAACAAGUCAUCAAAAGUAGCAUUUUCACAGCAUGCUCCCCGUACUGAUCAGCACCAUCGGCAUACCUGUCAUUAGGAAUAAGAAUUCAGAGUGCUCUGCCCUUGGGUUUCAGCCCUCCUUUGUCACCUAUGGUAUGGGGCUGAAUCUGCAGUCACUAAAGGUUGGCCCUGCCCUCAAGUCUCCUCUCUCCCUUUACCUGCAAGAAGGUGCAUGUUCCCUCUCUGUACCACCUUCCCCAACCGCGACAAUGGUGGAGACAAUGCUGGCUGAGAUUGUGCUGGUCCAAGCCUAG
Messenger RNA from Suncus etruscus (white-toothed pygmy shrew), 2823 nucleotides. Its product is annotated as serine/threonine-protein kinase DCLK2-like. The record is from RefSeq and is a predicted model, not a curated record. Lineage: Eukaryota; Metazoa; Chordata; Mammalia; Eulipotyphla; Soricidae. Gene Ontology annotation, molecular function: protein kinase activity; ATP binding. Gene Ontology annotation, biological process: intracellular signal transduction; protein phosphorylation.